Marchantia polymorpha subsp. ruderalis is the source of this 2429-nucleotide messenger RNA. Lineage: Eukaryota; Viridiplantae; Streptophyta; Marchantiopsida; Marchantiales; Marchantiaceae. The record is from the annotation of a GenBank genome assembly.
UCGGUUUGUGAGGCGGAGCGGAUUCCAGUUGCUUCGAGACUCGCGAGGGAGGCGAAAUGAAGCGGCCGCGGAGGGAGCGAGCGAGCGACGAAGUGAAGCGCACGAAGUGAGUCGAGGUCGAGGGCCGAGGGCGACGAGACGAGAGAGGAAGGUGUGGAAGGUUCAUUGCAUUUGCCUGUUUCUUUGCUCGGAGUCCAUUGCCGCCGCGAGCCAGCGAGCCUGCGACUGAGGGAUGAAAGUGUGGUCGCCGAGUCGAAGCUGGUGCAUCCUGUGAUUGUAGAUCUUGCGGUUCGAUUCGUUCGUUUGGGUGCCACCGGCGAUCUUUGUAGCAGCGGCAGGGGCGGUAGUUGCAGCAGGGCAAGAAUGAUGGUCGACGCGCAGAGCAGGCACCCGGAGCGUGGUAUCUGACUUUUGUGGGUUCUCGAUUGUCGGUCGCAGUGCAGGGUCUCGACCGAGCGGUUUCUUGAGUUCGUGCUAGGCCGGUAGGGAGGCAGGGGGAGCACCGAGUCGCAGAGAAGGCCGCGUGGACUAAGAUCCUCAGUGUGGAUUCGAGGGAGAAGAGAAUGGCCGAUCGGGAUGUGCAUUCGGAUCACGGGGUGUCGAGUGGGCAUCAUCAUGGCCACCACUCGCAUCAUCACCGUGAACGCGAUACGCACCACGACAAGGAUAGGGAUAAAGAGAGAGACAAUAGGGACCGUUCACGCGAACGAGAUCACGAGAAGGACCGAGAACGCGGGAGAGAUCGGAAUAGAGAGAGGGAGGUGUACGGGGACCGGAAUGGGCAUGGGCACGGUGUGCCAAGUAGCAUUGUCCGAAUUGUGGAGACCGGUGUUGGAUUUCGCAAAGAGACGGCUUAUGAGGGGGAUGACGCUGAUCACAUUGACGAUGGCUAUGAUCGGGAUCACAGAUAUGGCUCUGCAGGAAAUGGCAGCGGAGGAGCAGACACAAUUUUCAUUACUAAUUUACCCGAAACGGUGACUGAGGAGGGCUUAGCAGCCUUACUUGCCGAAGCCGGUGCCAUCAAGGUGGAGCGCAAGUCGGGGCUGCCAAUGGUGAAGCUGUUCAGAGACAAGGAAACGGGUGCACAAGAAGCGGAAGUGGUUUUGGACGACCCGCGCUCAGCAACGGGAAUUGUUAGCUGGUUCAAUGGUUAUGAGUACAAGGGUAGUAAAAUACAGGUCUCACUCGGACAGGCCCCUAUUCCUGGCGCUAGUCCCUUUCGAGACAGGCGCUCUAGUUCAUACGGAGGCGAUUAUGACAGAGACAGAGAUAUCCCACCAAGAGGGCGAGGUUAUCGCGGAGGAAGGGGACGCGGUAGACACUCCGACCGAUUUGGUCCCCCACAUGUGCCGCCCCAGUUGGGAAUUGGGCAGGGUUUGCCACCGUUUGGAAGAGGAUUCGGAGGUGUGUAUGGCGGCGUAGUCGACGACUUCCCAGCCGGAGGAGAGAGCUUUGGGCGAAAUAACCCAAAUGUGACUCCACGAGAAGGAGACUGGAUUUGUUCUGAACCAACAUGUGGGAAUCUCAAUUUUGCGCGAAGGACCCAUUGCAACAACUGCAACAAGCCUCGAAGAGAUAUGGUCAUAGGCCUCGGAGUGGGAGGUCCUGGCGGGGGUGGGUUCCGGGGACCACCUCCGCAUGCUCCUUUCAUGGGCGGUCCUCCUUUGGGGCAUGGUAUCGAGCGUGGCAUGGGUGGAUUUGGUGGUCCUCCUGGACCCUGGGGUGGUAGAGGUGGAGGUGGUGGACCUCGAGAUUUUGACCACGGAUUACCCGGGCGCAUCAGUGACCGCUUUGGGGAUCAUGGUCUUCCUACCCGUCUUGCAGACAGAUUGGACUUCAGGCCAGGGCGACACCCUCGAGAUAGAGAGGAUUUUCGGGAGCGUGAAGACUACAGAGACAGAGAAAGAUUUGAAAGGCCUUCGUUCGAAUCGAGGGCUUUGUAUGGCAGUCCUGGUCCACGAGAUAGAGAACGGGAGGAUCGGUAUCGGGAGAGGAGGAGCCUUGAGAGAGGAGACCCAAGGAGUGAGAGGCGAUUCAGUCCUCCUCCGAGAGCUAGAUGGGGAAGGGAUGCGAGGGAGAGGAGCAGGUCGCCCGUACGAAGUCUGUCCAGGGAGUACUACAACAGGAGGGAUGAUAGGCGAGACGAUAGAAGGGAUCGCAGAGACGAAAUGUACUAGACAAAUCGAUUCCAUGUAUAUUCCUAGUACUGGGCAGCAAACAAGCUUUCGUUCGUUAUUGCUCAGUGUCCACGUCUUCUCACGUCUUUAUGUGUCACCUGUCUCAAUUUUUUAUAAUGCAUUCCGAUGUUCCAUGGCAAGCUUCCUUGAUGGUGUUCGAGGAGGCUUGAAAACGAGGAUCCUUGACUUAAUUUUCUCCUGUUUAACGGUUCUUAAGUGCUUAAAUAUUUGGACGGUCGAAGAUUCUUCGUC